AUGUCAUUCUCCCCACCAACCUCUGGGGGAGGAGCUCCUGACAAUAUUGAAUCUCCAUCAAGUGAUGAUGAUGAUACCAUAAAUAACAAUACUAGUAUCACAUCUACAACAACAACAACAACCAACAUUAACAAUAACAUCAAUAGCAACAAUAACAACAAUAACAACAAUAAUAACAAAAAGAACAAGAACGUACAACAACAACAACAACAACAAUCUAUUACAUCUACAUCGACUACAAAUACAAAGUCACCUACUUCGCGCACACCUCGCAACAAUUCGCAUCACCCACCACCAGAGGCAUUCGAAUCGUCGCCGUCUGUUGGUGAGAUUGGCUGCUCAAAGAGCAAACUAAAGUGUGGCGUCUGUUCAUCUGGUGCACCAAAGUGUAUAGGAAUCAAGUCCUCAUGGGCAACUAUAUUAUGGGUCGUAUUCUAUUCAUUGAAGGAGCAGAGGAAGAACCAAGAGUUCUUCUCAUUGAAGAGAGAUGUAUAUAUAUAUAUGAGCAAUCAUUGGGACUCUUUGUGUCCCUCAAGGAGUAGAUCCAAUCGCUGGAAGAAACAGAUACAGGAUGCAUUAUCACACUCCAAGGUGUUCAAGUCUGGCAUACAGAAGCUUGGCUGCAAUGGAUACUGGAAGCUAAAGGCGUACACUAAUCCAUGGACAACAUCUCGGCCUGACGAGUUGGAUGAUGUAGACACAAUGGCAAUGGAGGCAAGCGAUGAAGCUGACUCUGACACACAACAGAAGACACAACCUCAACAACCUCAGCAACAUCACCAACAACAUCAACAACACCAACAUCAACAACAUGACACUUCACAUAGGAAACGACAGAUUGUCGAUAGCGACAAUGAAGACGACAGUGAUGAAUGCAUACCUGAUAAUUCAUCGACCUCAUCAUUUAGUUUAAAGAAACCCAAGCAUGAUAUAAGAAUGGCCUCCUCCCCGUUGGAUGAUGGUGCAAGCAGGACCACACAGAUACAACACAGGCCUGUCCCUAGCAUCAACAACACUGGCUCAAUCAAUAACAACAACAACAACAUGGUUGAACUAUUCAAUGAUGUGAUACAAGCAUUGACAUCACGAAUCGAGUCAAUGGAGCGCAGAGUUCGUGCCGAACUUACCAAACACACCGAGUCCACUCAGUUGCAGCUGGCCCAGUUGAACAAGGACAUCAACUCACUGGUACCUCAGAUGGUCAUCUGGCAAUCACAGCUACAACAGCAUCAGCUUCAGCAUCAGCAACUACACCAACAACAGCAACAGCAACAGCAACAGCAACAGCAACAACAACAACAGCAAUCACAAUCACAACCACAAUCACCGAUCCACCCACAAAGCAACAUAUUGAGUUACCUGCCAGGCCCAAGCGGGUCGUCACGGAACGCUGGCAACUUCGUCGGCGGCAGUGGUGGCGACACUAGUCCCUUUCCCCUCAGACAUUUCACCAGUGGCCGCAGCAACACCAAUAGCAACGUCAACGUCAACGUCAACAACAUUGCCAGCUUCGGCAUCAGUGGUAGCACCAUUGGUGAAGGUGGCAACAACCCAUUUAUAGAACAGCGAGACCUAAAAGACCUUUUACCAUCAUUCCAUCGUAAAUAA
Messenger RNA from Acytostelium subglobosum LB1, 1608 nucleotides. RefSeq lists its product as hypothetical. The transcript has 4 exons. The record is from RefSeq and is a predicted model, not a curated record. Bases 1 to 1608 code for a protein of 535 amino acids. Lineage: Eukaryota; Evosea; Eumycetozoa; Acytosteliales; Acytosteliaceae.